Messenger RNA from Porites lobata, 5709 nucleotides. The record is from the annotation of a GenBank genome assembly. Lineage: Eukaryota; Metazoa; Cnidaria; Anthozoa; Scleractinia; Poritidae.
UUUCGGUAUAAAUGAGUGCAGAAACACAAGCUACUCUUCUUCUUAAGAGACAGCUUCAGGGUAUGUUAUUACAACCGAAAGUAAGACCCUUUUCUCUUCCAUUUUGAUGCGACGCUAACAGUAAGAUGGCGAUGAUUUCUUUUCUAGAACUGCAAAAGAAACCUCUUGAAGGCUUUUCUGCGGGCCUUGUUGAUGAUGACAAUCUUUUCAAAUGGGAACUGAUGAUAAUAGGACCCCCAGAAACAUUCUAGUAAGUUUAUUUCUCAGAGUUAUUCUUGAAGUUAGCACAUAAUAUGGACUUGAUGCACUUCUAUCGAUACGUGAAAAGUUUAUUUUUGCGCAUUGGGCCGAUCGAUGUGCUAAGUUUAAUUUCUUUUAUUUUUACCAUAGCGAGGGAGGCUAUUUCAAAGCGCAUUUGAUCUUCCCUAAAGAAUACCCACAAAGACCACCAAAAAUGACAUUUGUGUCGGAGUUUUGGCAUCCCAAUGGUAAGUACGCAAGGACAUAUUGCGUGAACCUUUUCAGUAACACGUUUUAGUUUGCUUUUUGAUUGUGUCGUGAUGUUGUUGGAAAAAAUGCCACUUCUGUCGUUUAGUGCACAAAACAUCCGUGAAGAUUGAAAGGAAAACGUUUAGGGCAGAUAUGAACCAGGGAUUAAAGAAACACGUUUGUACAUCUGUUAUAUUCCAACCAUGCUUUCACUUAUGUCAGGGAAUUUCAGCAUUUUUAUGUGAAAUCCAGCGCUGUGUUUUCUAUAGACCACUAACUACAUUAUGUUAAAAAGAAAAAAUAUUGGAAGCUCUUUGUUCAGCAUCUACCAUUAAUUCCACGCUUAAACCAUGCUGACCAAGGCGAUUUCAGAAUUUUUCUGACCAGUAGAAGUUAACACGUUUGAGUCCUCAAAAAGAGAAAUUUGUUACAAAGAUAUUAGGUGCGGUUACACUAGACCUUUUCCUCAAAGAUCCCCUAACGACUUCUUGAGGAAAGUAAUCUUGGAUGAAUACUGAUGGAAAAAAACUAAAUUUCUGAUUGCCUCAAAGUGCUUUUGAACUUGUUAAAUGCCAAAAUAUUUACAGCAGCACUCAAAAUCCUGUUGUGUUGAUAUUGUCAAACUUAAGUGCAGUUUCGCAUAGGUUUUGUUGCCAAGUUGAACACUACUAUUUGGUACAUUUCACUGGUUCAUGAUUGGUUAAGCUGCUUUGGUUUCUCACUAACUCACAGAACCUAAUUUGGGAAACGUCAUGGGGAACUCUUUUGUUCUUUUUUACCUACGGUAUCCAUGGAAAUUUCCCGAGGCAAAUUCACUUUGGGAAAAUCAGUCACACACAAAAAGUUGCCACCCCGUGGGCAAUAGUCAUCUGCCCAUGGGUAAAACGGCUAGUGUAAUCCCACCUGUUAUAAGCUUACAGCAUGUAAUGAGCACUGGAUGUUCUGCAAGUUUUUGAUUGACUGUUACAAAAAUCAGGGUCUGCUACUUCUGCAUAAUGUAUCCUGAGUUUAUAUCAUGGAGAAUUUGUUUUCUCUGUUUGUUUGGCAAGGCGUAAAGUUUUGAAAAUGUGAUUGAGUGUUCUAUAUUGGUUACCAAAAAAGAUUAGCAGAGGUUAUUAACCUAUUCACCCUUGGAAAUUUUGCCGAAAAGCACCUUUGAAGCUGCAUGUAUUAGAGCCACUGUAAAGGUUUAUAUAGGAAAAUUGCUUCUUCCUCUAUGUGAUAAAUCAGGAGAAUUCUCCUUUUAGACCCUAUUUUAUUUUUCAUGUGACUGUAGUAAACUGCCACCUGGUUAGCUCAGUUGGGAGUGUGCUGGUCUGCUUGAGUAGGAGGUCGCGGGUUCAACCCUGGGUGUACCAACAUUAAGGGUCUUUAAAUAACUAAGAACAAAGUGCUGUCUUUGUAAUGACAUUUGCAAAUGGUUAGACUUUCUAGUCUUCUUGGAUAAGGAGAAAAAAAAUUGUAGGCCCUGCCUCACAGCAUUUCCACUUAUCUGGUUCUUGUGGGAUGUAAAAGAACCCACACCACUAUUCGAAAAGACUAGGGGAUGUACUCCCGGCCCAGUGGUGUGGCCAACCUUUCCUGGGCUGGAUGGGUUAUCUAUAAGGAAAGAUCAUAAUAUAGGGAUAAACUCAUGAUUCUCCUUCAGGUAUCAUAAUAGCUAGCCGUAAACAGUGUAUGCAUAUAUAAAAAAAUAUGCGAUUUGGUCACAGGAGUUUUUUUUUUAAAUUUCAGUUCAUAAAGACGGUGAAGUUUGUAUUUCUAUCCUUCAUGAGCCAGGUGAAGACAAAUAUGGUUAUGAGAAAGCAGAAGAACGUUGGCUUCCAGUUCACACUGUUGAAACUAUCUUGUUGAGUGUUAUUUCAAUGAUUUCUGAUCCAAAUGAUGAAUCACCAGCCAACGUCGAUGCUGCUGUAAGUAAUAUUUUUUUCAAAAACACUUGUAAGUAAAACAGUUUCAACAGUGUUGUUUUACCUGGAAAGGUAAAAGCAAGUGACACUACCAAAAGGCAAUAUUACCAUUAGCCUGCAAAAACAGCUGUCUCUCCUCACUCCUCGCCGCUAGGGAUGUUUCAUCAGAAAUGACGUUUGCGCCUCAGCAACAGAAAUUCAAUACUGAUGAUGUAAAUCAUUGUUUACAUGAUAAAUCCGAUUAUUAUACAUUGUAGUCACCAUCUGUCUUCUCAUUGGAUGCCUACAGUUUUCAUCAGAAAUGACAGAUUAGUGAAUAAUCCUCAAGCAACAGAAAUUGUUUUAUAGAGACGGUGAAAAUUUGUUUAUCACUCAGUUGAGUGUUUGAAAAUAAACUGUGAUAAAUCAUUUGUUUACAUAAGAAAUCACAAAACCCAUCCAAUAAUUGUUUAUAGUCAUGGUGUUCCAAAUGUAAAUUUGUUCAAUUUUAUGUGUCUCCAGGUGGAUUAAUGGUAAAGUUUAACUUAAACAACUUUUUGUCUGACUUAACAGAAAGAGUGGAGAAAUGAUUAUCGUGGAGCUUUCAAGAAGAAUGUUAAGCGGUGUGUGAGAAAAAGUCAAGAUAAUCUUUAAUAAUAUUGUACAGUACAUUUUUUCCUAAUUCUAAAGACCUUGAUAUUCAGAAUUACAGUAGGUGUAAAUUGAAUUGAAAAGUGCUUAAAAUAAUAUUAGUGGGAGCUUUAAAUUGUGCUUGUUUAACUGGAAAUACUGGCAGUUGCUUGAUUUAACCCUUUAAACCCUAAUAUCAAAACUGAGAUUCUCAUUUACUGUCCCUAUACAUGUGAAUAGAAGUAUUGGGGAGAAUUUGGUGAAAUAUCAAAUAGACUCAUCUUCCCUGAUCAUGUACUCAAUUCUCACUACCACUAUGUUUUCUAAAGCAUUGAUAUUAUGAGGAGAAAUUUCAUGCUGAUCACUCUUAGGGCUUAAAGGGUUAAGCUUACUUUUUGUGUAUUGCAUUGGUAAUCAGUUUUGGCUUUUUAGUUAUGGAUAAUUUUUUUCGUGAUUUCAAGCCUUGCCAAUUUCCUGUAAGAUCAUAGGACUAGCAGUGGAGGUGGACAAUGAUUCCUGUAAUUUAUUAAGUCAGUUAUCAAUGAUACAUGUAUGAUCAACAUAAUUCAAAUCUUUCUGGAACCCAUGUGAUUACCUGCUAGAUUCUUUGUAUUUUCAUCCUUGUAAAUAUGUUCCUUGUAACAAUAUUAUUCUUAAAGGUGUGAUGUAAACUGUAGUGAUAGCUAUAGCAUUUUAUGUAGCUGAAAUGAUGACGCAAGACGAAAGUUAUGUCACUCAUUUCUAAUACUUUCUUGAAAAUAUUGUUGCUUAUCAGCUAUAGGGAUUUCUAACAACUCAAAAGUGGUGUCCAAAUGGCUUUGAUAGCAGAUGGUGAUAGAGAUGGUGGUAUAGUAGAAUCUAUCAGUUACUAUCAUAGCAUGUGAUCAAGAACUUCAAUAGGACAAUUGCACGACGACGUCAUUUUACUACAACUACCAGAAUCCUUGAGUUUGUUGUUUUCUUGUGCAAAUUAAGGCUUUUGUUCUUUAAUCCUCAGCGGGAUUGACAAUUUUAAAUAACAAAGCAAAACCGAAAUGAAUUCUGGUAGUUGUAGUCAAACACCGUCAUAGUGCAAUUGUCCGAUUCACAAAGGCCUGAGACACUCCAUGCAGCCUUGUCCGAACCAUAAUAAUAUUAUUAUUACAACUACGCUAAUAUAUUGCUCUCUCAAAAUCAAUGGACUUAUAGACAUGGCAAAAACCCGCUUUGUUUUGCUCAGUUUCAUUAGCCUUUGCCUAAGCUCUUGAUCAGACUUAUCACUUGUUAAGGUCACUGAUCAAUUUAUUAGUCUGUUUUCCUAACUUUCUGUUUGUCUUUGAAACGUGGCAAAGGAAAUAUUAGUAUUUUAAUCAACUGAGGUGAAUGCUUGCAUACUUAAUUCUGUUGAAUUGUAGGAAAAACAUUUGACCAAAAAAAACUAUCGUCAGCUACCACCAACACCAUCAAACAGGAAAAACAGUCACAAACUGAACUAUCAUGAUGAAUUUCAGUCACCAUCUACCAAAUCUGUUUGGCUGCAGGUGGAAGUCACAAAGGCUUAAGACUACCAACCCAUGCAUUGCAUUCUAACGGUCACAGUGGUUGAAUGACUGGUGAUUGUUAAUUACUGUGAACUGAAGGUUGUGUUUCUGGAGAAAACUUAGUGUGGUUAAGUCUGCAGAGGAGGCAAUACUUUUUUGUUUUUCAAGGAAGCAGUGGCAAGGCCAAGGUAAAGUUCGGCAAGUGAGAGUUAUCCAUCCAAAAGGUUGGGAAGAAAAAAAAGUGUUGAUUAUAUAUCUCCUUCCCUUGGACCUUACUUGUGCUUUGUGCAUUCCUUGUGCUUUCCUCUGCUACUUUAAAAAAUUCAGGAAAUUAUAAUGCCUGUUCUGUGGAGCAAGUUUACUUAAUACAAUUUCUGUACAAUAACAGUUAGUUAGGCUUGAGUUGUGAAGUAACAAAUUUGUAUUUCCACAUACCUGGUAGUCAAUAUUUUUCUUUCCUUUUUUUUUUUGCUGUUAAAAUUUCCAUUUGUGACAGGCAUUUUCCAACAAGACUGCACAAAAGUGUAAACAAAAUUUAACUAUAUUUCUGUUGAAUUUACAUUUUUUUUCAUUGUCUCUUUUUUUAAGUACUGGUACAUGUUGUGCAUACUGCAGGGGCGUCAAAAAUGUAUUAAAACUUGAAUGAGCUUUGGCAUAACCAGUCACAUAAAUUUGAUUUUUCUUUAAGUUAAUUACAAACCUGUGUUCAACAGUCACCCUUGGGAAAUGGCAAGGUGGCCAUUAUAUGCGGGGUGACCUCUAUAUUCACGUCAACUUUGCAGAAAAUAUAAGGCAACUGAAAUUUUGGGAUGUUGUCCGGUGACCAUAAUACACAGGGUGACCACUAUAUACAGGGCAGUAUAUACAGGCUUGACUGUAUUAUUAUUGUUUUUAAGUUCCGAGAUAUUGUCAAACUUCCUUGAAGCAGCCAGCCAAAAUGUCAAGAUUUGGUGAUUUUAAAAAUUGGGGAAAAUUCUGGGGUAUUUUAGAAACAAGAUCACUCAUGAAAGGUGGCUGCCCAUCCAAAUUGUAUCGUGGAGUCACCUUGUAUAAAACAUGUAUAAACUAUUAUUUAACCACUUGUUAAGUCACAGUAAAAUCCUGGGGGAGGGGGGCACCUCCCGUAUAAAUGAAACAGGGAUGCUUGUCAUCUUGUUGAGGAAGUGAGGGGUAAGCUAGGG